AUUUACUCUACUAUUUUGUUACUUCAUCACCACGACACCGAUCCUUUUCUCCGUUCACUGCUCGCCGGCGACUGCCAUCUCCGUUCACCUCUAUUUUUAGAUGGAAGGUGAAGAUAAUGCCAAGUUAGACUCUCCUUCGGGCCUUCCAUUUGACAAUGACUCUGUAUCGGACAAUGCCGGUAGGAAUAAAGAAGAAUUGGAGAAUGACAGGGGAAGAAAGUUUAGACAGGGGGACUUUGUUGCUCACAUUUCUAAUCUAGAUAAGACACUUGGACAAGUAGUUCAAAUUAAUCAAUUGUUUCGUCUGUAUGGUUCUAAAACGCUCAACUCUUACAUUCCAUCUAACCAACUGAAGCGUGUAACAAAAUUCUUGGAGGGAGAUUUGGUAGUCCUUGACAAUUGGUUGGGUAAGGUAGAUUUUGUUACCCGGGAUGUUACUGUAAAGUUCAAGAAUGAAUCUUUACGCACUUUUAAAGGAGGGAUGGGUCUUCAUCCACAUGUUGAACGGGAUGGUCUUCCACUACAACUUGGACAGGAGGUGAAUGUUUCCCCGAAACGGACAUGUACAGUAACAAAACUGGUCGAUGGAUCAGUAUUUGUUGAAUGGAUCGUUAAUUCUGAUGGCAAUGAUGACUCCCCUCCCUUUGCUAAACAAGAUCCUAACAGGUUGACACUAGUGUUUUCAUUUCGCUCCACUUGGAAAUAUGGAAAUGUAUGCCGGCAUGUGCUGUUAAAACCUGAAACUGUUUUUUUACUUGGUGAUGUCAAAACUUCUGUUGAUGUGACUUGGCAAAAUGGGUCAACAGAAAAAAACCUACCACCACAAAUACUGAAACCCAUUUCUGAUAUUGGAGUUCACGAUUUCUUAAUCGGUCAAUAUGUGGUUUUGGAUAAUUCUGAAGGUUUGGGAGUCGUUAAAUCUGUUGAUCACAAGGAGAAAACCACAACAGUUAGAUGGGUAAAUCUCCCAAAUGAGGAGAUCAUUAGUUCUUGCCACCUGAAUCGACACCAUCUUUUUAACUAUCACCUGGGUAACUUGGUGUUCCGCCAAAUAACAAGAGAAGCUGAAAAUUCUGAUUUGUCCUCCUUUGGGAGUAUAAUUGGCUUCAAAGAUGGCGACAUUGAGGUUACAUGGGCUGAUGGUACUACCUCUAUGGUUCAACCUCAAGAACUUCAUGGUGUUAUUGAUCGAGAUAAAUAUGAGGAUACUGAUGAAUGUGCAAACACCGGUAUUGAACAUGAAGUUGAGGGGGAUGCAUUGGUUGUAAAAAUUCCCGAAUUUAAAGUUGAUUUGUUGAACUUUGUGGACCUGCGGAGUGUUCAAUGCCUUAAUGGAAGCCGCAUCCACUGUAUUAGCAAUGCCCUAGAAAAGGAUUACAGAGUGUUCAAUGACUUGAACUUGGAGAGCGUUGCAGAUGAGCAGCUAUUGAUUUACGUACCAUUUAUGCAGCCUAUCAAUUUGCAUUCAUUGGUUAUUGGAGGACCCGUGGAGGAAGGUCCUAAAACUGUGAAGCUGUUUGCUAACAAAAGGCACUUUGAUCUCAGUGAUGCUGCUAAAACCACUCCGAGAGACACAGUAAUUUUAUCUGAAGAUAAUCUCAGGGGAACAACAGUUAAGUUGAAUCAAGUUAAGUUUCAAGGCAUUCACAGUGUGACUAUUUUUAUCGAGGACAAUCAGUAUGGUUCCGAACUUACAAGAGUUCAAAGAAUUUAUUUGUUUGGAACAUCGUAAGUUUCCGAUGACCUCUUACUUAUCAUUUUGCUUCCUUG
Messenger RNA from Solanum verrucosum, 1770 nucleotides. RefSeq names its product probable ubiquitin-conjugating enzyme E2 24. The transcript has 9 exons. Lineage: Eukaryota; Viridiplantae; Streptophyta; Magnoliopsida; Solanales; Solanaceae. The record is from RefSeq and is a predicted model, not a curated record. Bases 101 to 1732 code for a protein of 543 amino acids.